Messenger RNA from Acanthochromis polyacanthus (spiny chromis), 1770 nucleotides. RefSeq lists its product as uncharacterized. The record is from RefSeq and is a predicted model, not a curated record. Lineage: Eukaryota; Metazoa; Chordata; Actinopteri; Pomacentridae. The coding region runs from base 122 to 1201 and encodes 359 amino acids. The transcript is spliced from 7 exons. Gene Ontology annotation, molecular function: ubiquitin-protein transferase activity.
UUUUUUUUUUGUCCUGUCAGAUUGGAGGACAGUUGCAGAUCCAGAAAGAGCUGUGUGGCUUUUCACCCAAGAGCUGCUGCACAGUAAGAAAGGUUCUGAGGAGAAUCGCUUUGCAGUGGACAUGAGGAAAGACCAGGAAGAACAGGACAUGUCCUAUGUGAGCUUCUAUAAGCACAACAAUGUGGAGUGGGCUUCACCACUGAGAUGUAGACUUGAAGGUGAUGCUGCUGUAGGAGUGGGUGUUAACCGGCAUGUUAUGUCAACACUGAUGCUGAAGCUAAGAACAGGAUUUCGCCUUAAUCUUGGAAAUGGAGCUAUCACAAAGGUUUUUGAGGGUCAGCCAGACCACUUGGUGCCUGCCAACUCUGUUGUGAUGGUGGAGAGUGAGCUUUUCUUGAUGGCAGGACGAAUGAUGGGGCAUUGCUUCUUGUAUGGUGGUCCUGGUUUCCCUGGCAUCAGUCCAGCCAUCACACAUGUACUGUUUGGUGGUUCCAUUGACACUGCCACGGUCAUGAUUGAAGACUGUCCUGACUUGGAUAUUCGUGAAACAAUCCAGCUGUUAAGUGAAAAUACUAAACUUGAAGGUGAACAACGUAACCGUGUUGUCAGCCUUUGCAUGGCGUGGGACUUGCCACUUCCAACUCCAAGCAAUAUGAAGUGGCUGCAUGACAAGCUGCUCCUGCAUGCGGUUCUGGGACGAUCAGCAAAACAAGUAAAGCAGUUAAGAAAGGGACUGAAGGAGACUGGCAUUUGGCCACUUUUCUCCAAAAGAGUGGAUGUGGUGAAGCUGCUUUUCCCAUGUGAGAAAGAAGCUGAGAUUACACCUCAGAUGAUUCUUGCAAACAUUCAAUGGCCCAGGCUUAAUUCAGAUUCUCAGUCCGAUGAUGAUGAUGAUGAUGAUGAUGAUGAUGAUGAUGAUGAUGACAUCUCUGUUGAAGCAGUGACUCGAGUCACAGCUUAUUUCAGGACUUUUAUUGAACACGCCUCCUCAGAGUGCCUGAAGAAUCUGCUGCGAUUCUGGGUGGGAUGGGAGGUUCCAGCCAAGAAACUGGUCGUGAAGGUGGCAAAUGGCCACCUCCCCAGAGCCUUGACAUGCUUCGAAACUAUCAAAUUGCCUGACCAUCACACAGACUAUGCAGAUUUUGAAUCUGACUUAUUGUCCGCCAUUACUACCUGCGAGACAGGGUUUGGUCUUGUUUAAAGGCAAAAAGGAUAAUUUAGACAUUGAAUGGUGCUGAAAGUUCAGCGAUUCUAAUGCUCCAACAUAAGGGCUCUCCUGACUAGUUUACAUUAUUUUAACAGGAUUAGAGCAGUUCACAGAAAGAGAUUUCCCAUUUGCUGAGUUUACAGUUACUUCUUUCAAAAACACUUAAGUUCCUAUCAUAUUUCCAACACUGCUUGGGGCAGUGGUCUACCAUUAACAUGGUGUUUUGUUUUUGUUUUCAAUGAAACAAAGUAAGAACUAUUUGUUUUCACAAUGUUGCAUGCAUCAUUUUGGGUGCCCUGACGCUGAGGUUUUUGUAGCACUUUACCACAGUUUAUGUUGCCUUUUCUAAACUUUGGCAAUGAAGUGAAGUUUAUUGCCACCAGUUUUAUGCCUAUGAUGAUUUUAAGUUAGCAAAUUUCAGCAACUUUUGUUAUUGGCAGAGAUGUAAGUGGCACAUUAAGCAGUAUUUAGAUACUGGAUGUUUAAUACUGGUUCAGAAAAUAUAAUGUAACUAUUAAAAAAAAACUUCAUUUGUUCAUGCUAUGUACAGUUAGAAAUGAGCA